UUUAGUCAAGAUGAGAAAGAGAACAGGCAAAGUCUUUUUCUCAGUCUCUUCUUCUACUUCCUCUUUCUCUUUCUUCUUCCUAUGUUUAGGUAUAUUUUUUUGCAUGGAAAUGGCCAGGGCACAGAACAGAAAAACAGUUCCCAUAAAUGUUGGAGUUGUGAUGGACAUGGAUGAAUGGGUUGGGAAAAUGGGUUUAAGCUGUAUUUCUAUGGCUUUAUCUGACUUUUAUAGUUCUGAUCAUGGAUCUGAUUAUAAGACCAGACUGGUUCUUCAUACUCGGGACUCGAAGAGAGACGUUGUUGCCGCUGCUGCAGCAGCGCUUGACCUAUUGAAAAGUGUAGAAGUUGAAACCAUAAUAGGGCCAUUAUCAUCAAUGCAAGCUGAUUUCAUAAUUGGUUUAGGAGAGAAAUCUCAAGUACCAAUCAUCUCAUUUUCAGCUACAAGUCCUUCUCUCUCAUCAUUUCGUAGUCCAUAUUUCAUUCGUGCCACUCAAAACGAUUCCUCUCAAGUAAAAACCAUUAGUUCCAUUAUUCAAUCUUUUGGAUGGAGAGAAGUCGUCCCUAUAUACGUCGAUAAUCAAUUUGGAGAAGGAAUUAUACCAUUCUUGGCAGAUGCAUUAGAAAAAAUUAAUGCACGUAUCCCUUAUCGAAGUGUUAUUCCUGAAUUCGCUACGGAUGAUCAUAUAAAAUAUGAACUUUCCAAGUUAAUGAGUAUGCAAACACGGGUUUUUGUUGUGCAUAUGACAACUUCACUUGGUACCAAACUUUUUACCAUGGCCAAAGAACUUGGAAUGAUGGGUGAAGGGUAUGUUUGGAUUAUUACAGAUGCUAUGGCAAAUGGACUCACUUCUGUGGAUUCUUCGGCCAUUGAAGCCAUGCAAGGAGUUAUUGGAGUAAAACCUUAUGUUCCAAGAACUAAACAGCUUGAGAAUUUCACUACUAGAUGGAAACUGAAGUUUCAACAAGAAAAUCCAACAAUUCUUAAUGCAGAACUGAACGUGUUUGGACUAUGGGCUUAUGAUUCAGCAACUGCACUAGCAAUGGCAGUGGAGAGAUCAAGAAUCACUGGAGCACCUUUUCGGAAACCAAAUGUUUCAGGAAAUGCAACAGAUCUUGAAGCUUUUGGAGUUUCUAAGGAUGGUCCAAAGCUUCUUCAGGCUAUACUAAACAUUACAUUCAAAGGCCUUAGUGGAGACUUUCAAAUUGUUGAAGGGCAAUUGCAAUCACCAGCUUAUCAGAUAAUUAAUGUGUUUGGCAAUGGUGCAAAAGGAAUUGGUUUUUGGACAAGAGAAAAUGGGAUUGUUAAAGAAUUGAAUUUGAGAAAUACAAACAAUGUAUAUUCAAUUUCUAAGGCUAAUUUUGGCUCUAUUAUAUGGCCUGGUGACACUACUUUUGUUCCUAAAGGUUGGGUGAUUCCAACAAAUGGGAAGAAAUUGAGGAUUGGAGUUCCGGUGAAAGAUGGUUUCAGUGAAUUUGUGAAAGUUACAACAGAUUUUACUACUAACACAACAACAGUAACCGGUUACUGCAUUGAUGUUUUUGAUGCAGUAAUGGCAGCAUUACCAUAUUAUGUUCCUUAUGAAUACGUUCCAUUUGCAGCUCCGGGAAAGUUUACUGAAAGUUAUGAUGAUCUUAUUUAUCAAGUAUUUCUUGGGAACUUUGAUGCUGUUGCAGGGGACACUACCAUUGUCUCGAAUAGAUCGCAAUAUGUUGAUUUCACAUUACCAUACACAGAAUCUGGAGUUACGAUGAUGGUGCCAAUCAAAGACGAUAAUAGUGAUAGUGCAUGGGUAUUCUUGAAGCCAUUGACUUGGGAGCUAUGGUUAACAAGCUUCUGUUCUUUUGUUUUCAUUGGUUUUGUCAUUUGGCUACUUGAACAUAGAGUUAAUGAAGACUUCAGAGGACCUCCUUCUCACCAAGUUGGCAUGAUCUUUUGGUUUGCCUUCUCAACUAUGGUCUUUGCACAAAAGGAGAAGAUAGUAAGCAACUUGGCUAGGUUUGUGUUAGUUAUCUGGUUCUUAGUAGUACUAAUAUUGACGUCAAGCUACACAGCAAGUCUUACAUCAAUGUUAACAGUUGAAAAACUCCAGCCAACUGUUAGAGAUAUCAAAGAACUUCAGAAGAAUGAGUAUGUGGGCUACCUACAGGGUUCUUUUGUACCGGGACUUCUAAGGAAAAUGAACUUUGACGAAGACAGGCUUAGAGAAUACAGCAAUCCAGAGGAAUGUGUUGAUUUACUCUCUAAAGGUAGUGCGAAUGGUGGUGUUGCUGCUGUUUUUGAUGAGAUUCCUUAUGUGAAGCUUGUCCUUGCAAAUUAUUGCUCGAAAUUUACCACCGUUGGACCUACAUAUAAGGCUGAUGGAUUUGGCUUUGUCUUCCCAAUGGGAUCUCCGCUAGUACCUGAUGUUUCAAGAGCAGUUUUAAGUGUGACAGAAAGUGAAAAGAUGGUACAAAUAGAGAAAGCGUGGUUUGGGGAAUCUACUUGUUCAGAUUCUAGCACUUCACUUUCCUCCAAUAGUCUUGGCCUAGCUAGCUUCUGGGGACUCUUUGUCAUAGCUGUGGUUGCUGCAAUUUUGGCUCUCCUCAUCUUUCUGACAAAAUUCAUGCAUGAGUAUUGGCACAUCAUAAAACGAACUAAUCUUUCGCUCCGUGAAAGAGUCAGAAUCUUGGCUAGAAAGUUCGACAGAAAAGACUAUAGCUGUCAUACUUUCAAGAAGAGUGAACUAAGAGAGGCAAUGAGAGAUUCAGCAUGUAUGGAUUGUUCACAAAGUCCACAUGAUAACUUGUCAAUGCUAUCUUCCCCACGAACGAAUGGACCACCAAGUCCAAGCAUUUCUAGUUAUACAGAGCAGAGUUUUCAUUUUCCAGGAGAGGUAGGAACUCCUCCUUUACAUGAAGAGAAUGUAGCAGUUAGUACUCAGGAGAGCGUCAUUGAGUUGGCUGUUGAUCUAAGUGCAGGACAUUGAUGUUUUCUCUUUUCUAGCUUUUGAUUUGUAUAUUGGUGUAGAAAGGGAUUAUGAUGGUUUUAAUA
This is a messenger RNA of Nicotiana tabacum (common tobacco), 3030 nucleotides long. Its product is annotated as glutamate receptor 2.1-like. Lineage: Eukaryota; Viridiplantae; Streptophyta; Magnoliopsida; Solanales; Solanaceae. Gene Ontology annotation, molecular function: ligand-gated monoatomic ion channel activity. Gene Ontology annotation, cellular component: membrane. The record is from RefSeq and is a predicted model, not a curated record.